Molecule: messenger RNA, 276 nt
Organism: Macrosiphum euphorbiae (potato aphid)
Lineage: Eukaryota; Metazoa; Arthropoda; Insecta; Hemiptera; Aphididae
Source: the annotation of a GenBank genome assembly
AUGAGAUUACGUCGUGCGCCUAAAACCGUGGAUGUCGAAAACAGAGUACUGACAAAAGAAGAUUACGAAAAUGAAGUCGACGUUCCAGAUAAGACCGCAUUUGAAAACUUUAUUCAAGGGUUGCACAACAUUGACUCGGCAAUGGAAGCGAUGAUCGAUAAUUACACGGACGGGGUUGAGCAUCUGAGUGAAGAAAACGCAUUGCAGGGUGCAAACAAUUUUAAAUUGGACAAGAUGGCACACGACCGCAAUGAUAAGUCAGCGAUCGACGGCUGA